Tetrapisispora phaffii CBS 4417 is the source of this 3696-nucleotide messenger RNA. It is a transcript of the gene SIP3, whose product is annotated as Sip3p. The record is from RefSeq and is a predicted model, not a curated record. Gene Ontology annotation, cellular component: plasma membrane; endoplasmic reticulum. The transcript has a single exon. The coding region runs from base 1 to 3696 and encodes 1231 amino acids. Lineage: Eukaryota; Fungi; Ascomycota; Saccharomycetes; Saccharomycetales; Saccharomycetaceae.
AUGACUUCAGAUUCAAAUAGAAACCAAGAAACUGAAUUUAAGCAAUUAAAGCUUAUAUCCGUCACAUUCAAAGAGGCUUCGUUGGAUUCUCCUUCAUUCAGAGCCACUGUCAAUUAUUUUGAACAUAGAAUCGAUAUAUUCCAAAAACUUUGGCUGGAAAAGAUAUCUGAAUUUAUCAGAGAAAAGUAUUCUCCUGCAUUUCAAAAUUUCGAGACCCAUGUAGGGGUAAUGGUAUCCAAUAUGGAUCCUUUAACCAAAUUAUUCAACACUGGUAUGAUCUCAAAUCAACUGUAUACCCCAAUUUUAGUAGAUAAUACUACUAGUGACUACAGUGAGUUACAAACGCAUUUCACUAGGACAUUGAUUAGGGAUGGUUCAGUAUUAUCCGAGUGUUUAACUCAAUUGAACGAUAAUUGUAUCUCAGUAUACAGAACUUCAAGGAAAAAGUUCGAGAAAACCCAAAAGAUCUACGAUGAUUUAUUAUUUAAGAGUAAUAUUUUAAUCAAACCAAAUCUUGAUGUUGAUCCUGAAGCAUCAAUGAAAAUGGCUUUUGCUAUUUUUGAAGCUAAAAUGAAGUAUUUAAAGGCUGCACUGGAUUUAGUCGAUGUUAUAGCCUCUACAAAAUUACAACUGGAUGAAUUUGUUGUAAAUACAAUCUCAAGGAUAUCAGAUAAUAAUACUAUAAAACAAAAGUUUUCAAGCGAAGUAAUAGAUUUAUCACCAAAAAUGACAAAAUAUGUCAAUGAUUACAAACAGUGGAUGCUUAGAACUGCAAAUGCUGCCAAAGAGUUGAAGAGUGAAAUUGAAUCAGCAAAAAAACAAAUAUAUGACUAUGUUGAAGAACGUGCUCGUCCAUCAACUGAUAUAUUAGAGUAUACAAUUUCCAGAAUUAAUUCUGAAUCCUUGAUUAACAAAAAAAUAUUCGAUUUGAAAGUAAGAAAAGCACCAGAAAAGGCAGGUUGGCUAUUUAUGAAGACAUACAUAGGAUCAUCAACUAAACCAACCUGGGUGCGAAACUGGUGUUUUAUUCAAAAUUCUGUAUUUGGAAUGUUUGUACUUUCUGAUACAAAAACUUAUGUCCAAGAAACUGAUAAAUUUGGGGUUUUGUUAACUCAUGUACGAUAUGAGCCAGAUGAAGAUCGUAAAUACUGUUUUGAAGUUAAAAUUCUAGGUAAUAAAUAUAGUGAAGAAACUGGCGAUAAUGAGAAAGAUCUGACUAUUGUUUUUCACACUGAAAGUCUAAGGGAGUUAAAAUCAUGGUUGACAGCAUUUGCAUUAGCUCAACGUUAUGUAUUAGGAUUAAACAAGAAUAGUUACGAAUAUGAUGUUGCAUUUAGAAGGUUUUCCCCUGAUUUUUUGGAAUUCGCUUCUACAUCCUCAAAUAGUGUAGAAAAAAUGAUAACUAGUAAUGAUGAUAAUACUAGAUCAUUAUUAGAGUUAUUGAAUGCAGAAUUUUCUGAAUAUGACUCCUUAAAAUUUGCAAAUGAAGAAUUAUCGAAAAUUUAUAUUCAAAGCACCAUGAUCUCAACAAAAUUAUCAAAGUUAGCGACUUUUUCUCAUCUCUUUCAAAAUUCGAACUGGUUGCCUUCAGCUCCUAUCGCAAAUAUCUGGGGUGUAACAAAUUGGACAGCCUAUUCUGUAUUGGAUUCUAGCACAAUUUUGAAAGGCAUGACUACUGAUUCUGUGGAAGAUUAUCCACCUAAUUAUCCUAAUGCUAUGAAAAUCAGUGAUAUCGAGUUCAAGAGUAUAUUUUUCUCCAUUGAUCAUAGAGUCUUGAAGUAUCCAGAUUUACUGAUAUUAUUCAAAUUCUCAUCAUUUUGGUGUCCAAAUGAAAGGCAAAGCUUUUCAACAAUAUGUUAUGUUACAGAUUCACAUAUAUACUGUUUCACAAAUACUAAUGGCUUCAUUUCGUUACUGAAAAAUAAGAUUGCUAAUAUCCAAAACAUCGAACAAGACAAAAAUGAAAGUAAUCUUUUGCAUUUUCACGAUAGCAACGGUCCUUACAUUAGUAUUUAUAUUCAUUUUGAUGAACCUAAAGUUAUCCUAACUAAACUGAAAUAUCUGACUAAGAACAGGUGUAUUAAACAACCUAAACAAGGAUCAGAAUUGUAUAGCAUUUUAUCAAAAAUUGAAACUACAAUACUGAAUCAAAAGAAGGAAGAAACUGAAAGACUUGAAAAUGAACUAAUUACUAGAUCAAAACCAAAUCAAUCAGUAAAGAUAAAUGAGGAAGCUGUAAAGUCAUUUUGGGAUAUGAAUGAAGAAAGUUAUAAUACAAUUUUGAGAUCUAAGGAAUUGCAAGAUAAAAGUACAGCCCAUCAUUCUAACACAUAUGAGAUUGGCAGUAAGGGUUUAACACAUAUUAUAUUUGGUAAUAGAUCCGAUGCUUUUCCUACUGCAUUUUAUUUGGCUAAGAAGAAAAAGGUGUAUGACAAGAAUAUUGGUUUAUCAUGGAUGAGAGAUGUCGAUGAGAAAACUGGAGAAGACAUACUUUAUCGUACACUAUCAAUCGAACUGUCAUUAUUUGAUAGAUUAAUCAAUGUCGGAUCUAAUAAAGUCACUUCUGUAGACUCUAAUAGUAUUUCUGUUAAGCAGCGAUUUGUGAAAGCGUUGGAAAAUAAUUAUUAUGAGAUUGAACAAAGUCCUAUUUAUAUUAAAUUACCUCUAUGCCGUUUAUUAAGAGGAGAGCAAAGAUAUACCAUCACUGAGCCUUAUGACCCUGAGUAUCAGAUUGCAAGUAAAUUUUCGAUUCCAAAUAGUAAAUCUUUUUUGACAGUAUUUUACAAUAUAAAUAUUAUUGAUGCCAAAACUGGUAAUGUAGUUACGAGGGAGAGACUACAUGAAAAAAUAAUGAAGAAAUUGGUAAUUAGUAGAUGUCGUUAUGAGUACAUGUGGUUAAAAAAGGUAAUUAAAUAUUAUUUGGAAAGAAUUGGGAAACAUGGUAGGACCAUUAAAGCCAUCAAAAUGUGUGGUGAUUUUACACCAGAUCCUGCAGCUGUUAAGGAUGACAUCACUAAGAACUCUGUAAAAAAUGAUGAUGAGAAAGUGAUUAUUGUUUAUUCAUACACUUUAAUACUAAGGAUAAUAUUGAAAUAUGCAUUUUCGAAAUUUGCUAACGUCAUCCUCCUAUCAGUAAGAGGUAUGUUUGGUAUAGUUCAAUUGCUGGGAACUGGUUUCGCUGAUAUGAGCAAAUUUUCUUUAAUUCUUUUAUUUUUCACAAUUUUAUUGAACAGUUUCUUAUCCUCGAGGUCCAACCUUACUUAUUGGACCACGAAGAGAGUGAACGUGUUCUUUGAUAAUUUCCUUAAGGAAGAUAAUAACGAUCUUCGUAUGGACAGAUUAAUCAUGUUGCAUGAAGAUGAACUAAUUGGGGGAAAUGGAGAUUACAACUCUAACGAGAGUUUACCAGCCUGGUUGAAGUACAAACAGAAAAUGUUUCAUGAUACUGAAUUCAAAGAGAACAGAUACGAAAUUUCUUCUAAGAGAAACAAAAUAUUGAUAGAAUUGAAAUUAUUGAAAAACAUGGAACGUGAAUUGGUCCAUGAACGCUUCCAAGAGUUCCUCGAGAAAGAAAUAGAGAGAUGCAAUCUACUGAAAGAAAAUGCUGGCGAAGUCAUAUCCAAUGACCCUAAAUUAUCAAAUUAUUGCAAAAAUUGUGAAGAGGAAUACGAUAAUCUAAAAUCAUUACUACUGUGA